Messenger RNA from Staurois parvus, 303 nucleotides. The record is from the annotation of a GenBank genome assembly. Lineage: Eukaryota; Metazoa; Chordata; Amphibia; Anura; Ranidae.
GGUUACAGGACCCCUGACCCUCUGUCUGGACAGUGCUGAUUGGCCCUGUGCUGAUCACGUGCACCCUCUCAAAGAAAAAAAAACUCCCUAGCAAUACACACCAAACGGAGCAUGUGCAGACUUGCCCCCAAGGCUCUGCUCUAUCAGCAGAUGGAUUGGGGGUGGAAGAAGGGGAGGAUCAGAGAAGACAGGAUAAAACAUCCUUUUUACACAAUGUGGAGGAUUAACCCCUUAGGUUCCACGGUGAGUAUAUCAAGCAUGCUUUACAGCAUAUACAGACUGAUUUUACUGUUGUGGGUUUAG